GGCCAGUAAAUAUUGAACUAACGUUUUAAUUUACAAAUUUGGUAACAAUUUUAAAGUUGAAUUUAUAAUCAGAAUGCCAUUCAAGAGAAGAAACGGCGGUAGGUCCAAGCACGCACGCGGCCGCGUUCGUCCCAUUCGCUGCAGCAACUGCGGUCGCUCCGUCCCAAAGGAUAAGGCCAUCAAGCGCUUCAACGUCAGAAACAUCGUAGAUGCCAGCUCACAAAGAGAUAUCAAGGAUGCCUGCGCAUACUCUGUCUUCAACCUACCAAAAUUGUACAUCAAGCAAUGCUACUGCGUAUCCUGCGCCAUUCACUCCAGAGUUGUUCGUGUACGCUCUGUAGAGGCUCGCAAGAUCCGUACCUAUGUACACCCAAGACCACUCCAAGUUAAGAUUAACCUUCCAAAUAAGGAUAAUUAGAACUUU
Messenger RNA from Theileria equi strain WA, 424 nucleotides. Its product is annotated as ribosomal protein S26, putative. Gene Ontology annotation, cellular component: ribosome; cytosolic small ribosomal subunit. Gene Ontology annotation, biological process: translation. NCBI's taxonomy places the organism in Eukaryota, Apicomplexa, Aconoidasida, Piroplasmida, Theileriidae. Gene Ontology annotation, molecular function: structural constituent of ribosome; mRNA binding. The record is from RefSeq and is a predicted model, not a curated record. The transcript is spliced from 3 exons. The coding region runs from base 74 to 418 and encodes 114 amino acids.